CACCGGACCACUCUAAAACGUCAAACUGACAGCUAAGUGUGAGGUUAUGUGGCGAUAAUAAUGCCCCAAUUUGUUUAUUUCAAUGUUAUUCACGUGGUUCCACCCAACUUUUAUAUUCAAUACUGGUAAUUACGUCACAAUUCUUCUCGCUUUAGUGUCAGUAACCGGCGAUUACGUCGUUUCUCACACCAAACUGCACCUCUUCCAAGCCCUCUUUGACAAUGCCACCCAUGCCUCAAUUGGGGCCCUUUCGUGGCUUUACGUUUGCAUUAAUUUUAAAAACCGGUCACACUUUCAAAGUUUGAUCGAAAUCGGGUUAUGUGCUGGGGUUGCCUCUCUAAUUGAUAUCGAUCAUUUCAUCUCAGCCCGAUCUAUACAUCUCAAGGAUGCUACAAGUUUGCAGAAACGGCCACCACUUCACUGCUCUACGUUCCCUUUCAUGUUUUGUUUAUUAUUUUUGAUGUUGAGUUAUUUUUUUCAAGUGGAGGUUUGGAAGAGAGUUUCUUUGAUUGUUUUAACAGCUUUUGUGAGUCAUCAUACGAGAGAUGCGACAAGGAGAGGGUUCUGGUUUUAUCCCUUUGGGGCAACUCCUCCCAUUCCGUACUUUUUGUAUGUAGGGUUGACUUGUGUUUUACCUGUACUGGUUUGUGGGUUACACAGAUUACUGUGGAUUGGGGACGCUGGACCCAAAUUUACUUUCAUAAGUAAAGGGGCUGUGAUAUAGAGGAUUUAAGUUAAUUAUUUUGUUUAUUUGAAUGUAAUAAAAUUAAGAACUGAA
This is a messenger RNA of Tribolium madens (black flour beetle), 778 nucleotides long. Its product is annotated as transmembrane protein 267. NCBI's taxonomy places the organism in Eukaryota, Metazoa, Arthropoda, Insecta, Coleoptera, Tenebrionidae. The transcript is spliced from 2 exons. The coding region runs from base 83 to 724 and encodes 213 amino acids. The record is from RefSeq and is a predicted model, not a curated record.